Cynoglossus semilaevis (tongue sole) is the source of this 4264-nucleotide messenger RNA. RefSeq names its product tubulin folding cofactor D (gene tbcd). Gene Ontology annotation, cellular component: lateral plasma membrane. NCBI's taxonomy places the organism in Eukaryota, Metazoa, Chordata, Actinopteri, Pleuronectiformes, Cynoglossidae. The record is from RefSeq and is a predicted model, not a curated record. Gene Ontology annotation, biological process: post-chaperonin tubulin folding pathway; tubulin complex assembly; adherens junction assembly. Gene Ontology annotation, molecular function: beta-tubulin binding; GTPase activator activity. The transcript has 39 exons. The coding region runs from base 571 to 4125 and encodes 1184 amino acids.
UUUGAGAUAAAUCUAAAAAAAAAAUAAACAAAAAAUUGAGCUGUUUUGAUUUAUAAAUCAUGCCAAGAUAUUGAUUGUGGAACAUGUCGUGCUUCAUGUUGAUCAGAUAAUAUACUACUAAAAAGAAGACUGCAAUUGACCAAAUAAUUAAAGGGAAAUGUGGCGAUUGGAAUAACAGUAACUGCGUUUUAAAACCAGUAAAUAAAAUGUAGAAAGGUUAAAAAAAGAAAAUCGCAGCUUUAUCUCUUUUGGUAUUUCUCGCUUUCCGUACCGGGGCGUGGUGUAGCGACAAGUUGACACAUUGUUGCUGGAGCAUCACAACACCACUGUGGAUGAAAACGGGGGAAAGAAAUUAACCAUUCGGAAUUCUUCAGGUUUAUUAAACGACUGUAAUUACAGGUUAAAUUGUCUAGUCAAACCUAUGUUAAUUUCCGCAUUAAACGCACAGUCUCCCACUCACGCCCAGUCAUUGGCUAAUGACAACAAGCUAACUGCGUCAAACGUCUCUAUCAUAAGACUUUUAUAGUUAGCCGUGAUUUAGAGGACCUGUGCGGGUUAACGGAUUAGAAAAUGGACAUGUCAAACGGUGGUGAAGGAGGAGAUAGCGACGCUGUCACCGCUUGUGUCUUGAGCGGUUUUAGUGAAAGCGACGAGACCAGAGAUCUGAUCGCAAGUUUACCCAAGGUCCAUGGAGAUAUAGCAAGAGAGUCUACGGAACAGAGGUUUCUGGUGAUAAUGAAUGUUUACCAAGAGCAGCCGCAUCUCCUGGACCCACACCUAGAGUGGAUGACGAACAUGCUACUGGAUUAUGUAAAGAAUGAGGAGUCUCCCACAUCACUGUUGCACUUGAGCUUCAGGUUUCUCUACAUCAUCUCAAAGGUAAGAGGCUUUAAAAUCUUCAUGCAUGUUUUGCCUCAUGAAGUAGCUGAUCUCCAGCCAGUUUUGGACCUGCUGUCCCGACAAGAUCCCACAGAUCCUGAGAGUUGGGAAACCCGUUACAUUCUGUUGUUAUGGCUGUCAAUGACCUGCCUCAUACCCUUUGACCUUUCCCGCCUGGAUGGCAACCUGAAGUCAGAUGGUGGUGAAGAUAAAGAGCCAGUUAUGGACCAAAUAUUAAAUAUGGCAAAGUCUUACAUGGUCGUGAGUGACACACCACGAAACGCUGCAUCUGUGCUGGUAUCAAAAUUCAUGACCCGCCCUGACGUGAAGAAGAAGCACCUGAAAGACUUUUUUGACUGGAGCUACACCCUGAUUGGUCAGACCAGUGAGGAGUCACUCAAAGAUGUGAUGGUGCUGGACGGUGUCCUCCAGGCCCUGGCAAAGAUUUUCAAACAUGGGAAACGAGAGGAUCUCCUCCAGUACGCUCCUGUAGUUCUGUCCAAGAUUGAGCAGAAAAAUCUGUUACAGAGCAGUCAGGCCAUGCUGCGGAAGCUCAGCAUCAAACUAAUCCAGAGACUUGGUCUCACCUUCCUCAAGCCACGUUUGGCUUCCUGGAGGUACCAGAGAGGAAGUCGCUCCUUGGCUGCGAACCUGUCCAAGUCUCAGUCCUCAGUGACUGAUGCUGUGACGACCCAUAUGGACACAGAGGGACAGGAGGAAGAGGAUUAUGACAUACCAGAGGAAGUGGAGAGUGUCAUUGAAUAUCUGCUGGUGGGACUGAAAGAUCGGGAAACAAUUGUGCGCUGGUCUGCAGCCAAAGGGAUGGGGAGGCUGACUGGGAGACUCCCCAAGGAGCUGGCAGAUGAGGUUGUUGGCUCAAUGCUGGACUGCUUCAGCUUUCAGGAAACAGACAACGCUUGGCAUGGAGGCUGCCUGGCCUUGGCAGAACUUGGGAGACGAGGUCUGCUGCUGCCCUCCAGAUUGAAUGAUGUUGUGCCUCUCAUCAUCAAGUCUCUGACCUAUGAGGAGAAGCGAGGAGCCUGCAGUGUUGGCUCCAACGUGCGUGAUGCUGCCUGCUACGUGUGCUGGUCUUUUGCCAGAGCCUAUGAGCCCAAAGAGUUGACACCUUUUGUCACUCAGAUCGCCAGUGCUCUGCUGGUCACAGCCGUGUUUGACCGAAGUGUCAACUGCCGCAGAGCGGGCUCCGCUGCCUUCCAGGAGAAUGUGGGCCGACAGGGAACUUUUCCUCACGGUAUUGACAUCGUAACCACAGCUGACUAUUACGCUGUCGGAAAUCUCAACAACUGCUAUUUAAACAUCAGUGUUUACAUAGCCAGUUUCCCAGAGUACACCACUGCCAUGAUAGACCAUCUAGUAGCCAUGAAGAUCAACCACUGGGACAGUGCGAUCCGCGAGCUUGCCAGUGAAGCUCUUCACAACCUGACGCCUCAAGCACCUGAUUAUAUGGCGACAACAGUUCUGCCUAAGCUGCUGUCCAUGGCGGUGGGCAUGGAUCUCCAAAGUCGCCAUGGAGCCAUCCUGGCCUGUGCUGAGGUCACACACGCUCUGUACAAGCUGGGCCUCCAGACCAACAGGACUGUGGUGGACAUGAUUGAACAUGGAUGUGUGGAUGCAUUGAAGAAUAUUCAUCACACACUACACAGCAGAAAACAAUACAGGGGUUUUGGUGGAGAAUUGAUGAGACCAGCAGUGUGUCGCCUGAUAGAAAAACUCUCACUCUCCAAAAUGCCUUUCAAAAACGACCCUGUCAUCACCGACUGGCAGCUGUUCAUCGACGACACCAUUCAUACUCUUCACCUGUUUUCUCGUGGUGUGAAGGAUGGAAUCAUGGCUGCCGUCAUUGGAGCUUUGUCUGCCUUGUGUGAAGAAUUCUACCAAACAGAGUCAGGAAAGGCUGAUGAACAGAUCCAAGAUGCUCUGGUGUCUCAGUACAUCGAGGGGCUGAGUAGUCCUCAGAUGCUCACUCGCUGCGGGUCUGCCCUCGCCCUCGGCUGUCUGCCGAGAUUUAUGAUCCAUGGCAAACUGAAGCAGGUCCUUGAAGGCCUCCACCAGAUGUGCAUCGUCAGUCAGAAGGAGGCGGGUUUUACAGAGGCCAGGAGAGAUGCCGUCAGUGCUGUUUCUCAAGUGUGCCUGACAGCCGGAGUCUCCCCUGGUGGUUCCCCAGACUCUGCUCUGUGCGCUGAAAAUAUAGCCAAGGUGUACGACAUGCUCCUGGAGAACAUCAAUGACUACACCACGGACAGCAGAGGAGACGUGGGAGCCUGGGUGAGGGAGGCAGCGAUGAGCAGCCUGAAGGUUGUGACGGUGCUGGUGGCCACCGCUGCUCCACAGAUGCUGUCACCUGAGCAAGUAGGCUGUAUGAUGUGCUGCCUGGCUCAGCAGGCGGCCGAGAAGAUUGACCGCUACAGAGCCCACGCUGGAAACAUUUUCCUUGGCCUCCUCCACAGCACAGAGCCUGCAGUGCCGCACAUUCCCCACAAGGAGGAGCUGUUGCUUAUUUUCUCUGUGGAAACCUCAGCCAGUCUGAACUGGAAAGCUCCGUCCCAGUCCUUCCAGCAUAUCAGCCAACUUCUGGGUCUGCAACAGUACCUUUACCACACUCUGCUCGGACUCACAGUGUCUGUGGGAGGGAUCACAGAGUCCACAGUCCAUUUCUCUUCUCAGUCACUGUUUGAAUAUAUGAAAGGAAUCCAGGAGGACGCCGUGGCUCUGACGCAGUUCGGAGACACGUUACUGUCCAUCUUCAGAGACAAUCUGCACAACGACAGGGUGAACAUUCCAUUUCUUAAAAUGCUCAACCAGAUGCUCACCAACGGCUGCUUUGAAAUCUUCACCAAACAAGAAGAUCAUCCCUUCUGCGUGAAUAUUCUGAAUCUCUGCAAAGAAUUCAAGAAGUCCAGAGACGUUUCCAAGCUGCGUUCCUGUGUGUCAGUCUUCUGUGGUCUGAUCCAGUUCCAGGGAGGAGUGAGGAGAACAGUUUUGUCACAGCUGCUGAUUCUUCUCUGCCACGGCUUCCCUGUGAUAAGGAAAACCACAGCCAGUCAGAUGUACGAGAUGCUGCUGACCUACGAUGAUGUCAUCGAUCCGGAGGUGAUGGAUGAUGUGGUGACUCUGCUGGGUGACACCAACUGGGAGAGCGACCUCACCACCCUACGACCUCACAGGAACCAGCUUUGUGAUUGGAUGGGAGUUCCAAGGCCCCACACGGUUGCAAAGCAGAACUGAGGACCGGUACCUGUGAAACCACCAGAAAAUCAUGAAGACCCUUUCAUCAAGACAAGAACCAUGUGAACAAACUAAUUUAGGACGAAGAAUGUUGUAUAGUCUGGUUGUACAUGACAAUAAAUCAGUGAAAAUUCUUUUA